CGUUGUUACUUUCCUGUUGAUGAAAUACUCCGACGAUUAAUCACUAGAUCGGAGAAGGAGAACAAUCGUUUGUGCAUAAAAUCCAUGAAAUAACUGAUUAAAUAGAAACAAAGAUUCAGAAUCAAAUUUCUUUUGGAAUAAAAAUGGUGAAAGGAAAAAUGAAUCCCCCUAGAAAAGAUGAUACAAUUACAGUUAUUGUUUGCUGAACACACGCCAGCAGGAUUAAUCCCGAAAGUUGAGAACCACGAGGAAGAUAUCCCGAGGGUUGGGAGAUGGGAUAUAUACCAGAUUUCUGAUUACAUUUGGAAAACAGACAUGACACAGUUUUCGCCAACUCCUAGCUUUGUGGCUGAGUUUUCACAGCUUGAGAAGCAGCUGGGUAUAUCAACCGUGGUACCCAGCAAGGACGACCUGCAAAGUUGGCUGAAAGCGCAAACUAUUGAGAAUAGCCAUCUGAAAGAGCAACUGCAAGAAAAGCAAGCAAUGCUUAAAGCAGUGUAUGCAAUUGCAAGAGAAGGGAUAUCAGAAGGGGACCUUUCAGGAACAGCGGAAUUCAAGGUUCACAAAUUUAGUUGCCAAAUUAUGCAAGCAAUGGGUAUUGAUCCUUACAAAGUGACCCAGGAAGAGUUUAUGCAACAUGAAGAUGAUGUACAUGGAGGUACUGAGCAUGGAGCUACUGAGCAUGAAGAAGAAGAGUUACAAUUAGUUGAGACAGAGCAACAAGGAGAUGGAAGUACUGAGCAAGAGAAAGAGAAAGAUGAUGCGGAAACUUCCUUCAAUGAAGAAUUUCCAUGUAUGAGCCUUGCAGCUGGAAAUACGCCAACAAUUCUGCAAGCUCAAACUGCUGCAGAGGGGCACAAAAGACCACUCAGGACAUAUAGUUCGAGUAUGAAGAGUGUGACAACUUGCAAGACUCCACCAAAGAAAAGGCCUGUCGCAAAGCAAAAGCCCACUCCUACAAAUAAUGUUGAUGAGGAGCAGAAGAAAGAUGUUGAAGAGACACCUGUUACGGAUGAGGCACAGAAGAAAGCUGCAGAUGGUGGAGUUGUGGAUGGGGCAGGUGAUGAUGUAGCUGCAAAAGCCGUAGGUGAUGAUGUUACUGCAAAAGUCAAUGAGGAUACACCUGGAACUUUUGAUGACAGUUCUGCUUCAACACAGUUUGAGGACUCCAUGGUGAUAACUGCUACAACACCGCAAACACAGCCUGACAAUGCUCAGACCUACAGGUUGGUGCAACUAGGAGCUAACCCUGAUGAUAUGACGAAUGUUGAAGUGAGUGAAAUGAUAGAUGAGAUCGUCAGCAACAUUAACAAAACUGAACAUGGACCCGCAGUGACGGAGAAUGCAGAACCUACCUCAACUGCUACAACGCAGGAAAACGUUUUUAGCCUUGGAUUAGAAAAAACUCCAAAACCUGCAGGAGAGUUACUAAAGGAAGCUGCGAAUACAAUAAGAGAAAGGCAACCAUCAUUAAUACAACAACGUGUGUUGAGGAAUAGAAAAAUCCCAACACAAGAUCUGAAACAAUAUCAAAGAAAUUCAAAGAGGAUUAAGAAGACAGCUAAUGAAGAAGAAAUGGCCGCAGUUCCAUAAGUAGAAGAAGAUAGAAUGGCUGAGGUUGCUGAAGAAGAUGAUGGAACAAUGAGAAACGAUGUGAAAGGUUCAGAAGUUAUCGAAAGGCUGGAAGGCGAG
Papaver somniferum (opium poppy) is the source of this 1692-nucleotide messenger RNA. RefSeq lists its product as uncharacterized. The transcript is spliced from 7 exons. The coding region runs from base 178 to 1593 and encodes 471 amino acids. The record is from RefSeq and is a predicted model, not a curated record. Lineage: Eukaryota; Viridiplantae; Streptophyta; Magnoliopsida; Ranunculales; Papaveraceae.